AUGGAGGAUCACCCCAUGGUGCCGUCCUCUUCCCUCAGUGAGUGCUCUGGGAGCGGCGGGAUGGACGACAGCAGAGGAGCCAAGAGUCCGUCCCCGGGCAAAGCUCUGAGCCCGGCUCUGGUGUGCAAAGUGUGCGGAGACACCAGCAGCGGCAAACACUACGGCAUCUACGCCUGCAACGGCUGCAGCGGCUUCUUCAAACGCAGCGUGAGGAGGAGGCUCAUCUACAGGUGCCAGGCCGGUACCGGCAUGUGUCCGGUGGACAAAGCUCAUCGCAACCAGUGCCAGGCGUGCCGGCUGAAGAAGUGCCUGCAGGCGGGCAUGAACAAGGACGCAGUACAGAACGAGCGGCAGCCUCGCAGCACAGCUCAGGUCCGCCUGGAGUGCAUCGACGUGGACCCCGACAAGGAGCACCUGGCCACCACGCGGGAGCCCACCUCCUCUUCCUCAUCCUCCACUUCCUCCUCCUCUUCCUCCUCCUCCUCCUCCUCAGUCAUCACGUGGCCCCACAUCACCUCCUCCAUGUCCAUCACCUCCUCUGCGGCCCCCCAGCGCUGCAUCAGUCCCCAGAACAACCACCGCUUCAUGGCCAGCCUCAUGACGGCCGAGACCUGCGCCAAGCUGGAACCCGAGGACGUCGACGAGAACAUCGACGUGACGAGCAACGAGCCGGAGCGAGCGUCCUCGGAGUACCACAUGGCUCUGUACCCGUCCAGCUCCGAGAACGUGUACGAGACCUCGGCGAGGCUGCUCUUCAUGUCUGUAAAGUGGGCCAAGAACCUGCCGGUGUUUUCCAACCUGCCCUUCAGAGACCAGGUGAUCCUGCUGGAGGAGGCGUGGAGCGAGCUCUUCCUGCUCUGUGCCAUCCAGUGGUCUCUGCCUCUGGACAGCUGCCCGCUGCUCUCUCUGCCUGACCUCUGCCCCGGCAUGCAGGGCAAGACCAGCUACACCAGCCUGGACCUGCGCCUCCUGCAGGAGGUCUUCAGCCGCUUCAAGGCCCUCGCCGUCGACCCCACCGAGUUCGCCUGCCUCAAGGCCAUCGUGCUCUUCAAGCCAGAGACUCGUGGUUUGAAAGACCCGGAACAAGUGGAGAACCUGCAGGAUCAGUCUCAGGUGAUGCUGGGACAACACAUCCGCUCACACUACCCCAGUCAACCAGCCAGGUUUGGAAAGCUGCUCCUUCUUCUCCCCUCUCUGCGUUUCGUGAACUCGGAGCGCAUCGAGCUGCUGUUCUUCCACAGGACCAUCGGGAACACUCCCAUGGAGAAGCUGCUGUGUGACAUGUUCAAAAACUAG
This is a messenger RNA of Cyclopterus lumpus (lumpfish), 1296 nucleotides long. Its product is annotated as photoreceptor-specific nuclear receptor-like. Lineage: Eukaryota; Metazoa; Chordata; Actinopteri; Perciformes; Cyclopteridae. Gene Ontology annotation, molecular function: nuclear receptor activity; zinc ion binding; RNA polymerase II cis-regulatory region sequence-specific DNA binding. The record is from RefSeq and is a predicted model, not a curated record. Gene Ontology annotation, biological process: negative regulation of transcription by RNA polymerase II; cell differentiation; positive regulation of transcription by RNA polymerase II. The transcript has 8 exons. Bases 1 to 1296 code for a protein of 431 amino acids.